This is a messenger RNA of Paramecium octaurelia, 552 nucleotides long. The record is from the annotation of a GenBank genome assembly. NCBI's taxonomy places the organism in Eukaryota, Ciliophora, Oligohymenophorea, Peniculida, Parameciidae.
AUGUGGAUUACCUACAUUAACAUUCAUAAAUAAAACUUUUUAUUUCUUUUAUUAUUAACCUAUUUUUAUAUCCAAUUAAUUGUGAUUGUCAUCAAUUUUAAAUUGAUAUUUUUUAGUGCUACACCAUUUUACCCAUUAUUAAAUUCCUCAUCUAAUAAUGGCGAAUUUAAUCGUUAUUUUCCUUCUUGCUUACAUUAUGGAAUUUAUUCCAGAUAUACUCCUCUUAGCGAUAUUCUGUAAUUUACCAAAGAUUGGAACCUUAACAGUAAUUGUUUUCAUUUUCAAAGUAUCAAAGAUAAUGUUCAUAAUAAUAUCGAUUCCUUAUCUUAUGAUUGCAUUUAUUAUGAGAAAAAAUUAAUUGAAAAGUAAUAUACAAUUACUAAAGAUCUGGUAUGGGUUUACAAACAAUCACAAAAUUAAAUAUAUCUGAAAAUGAAUCAUAUUGGUACAUUUUGGAUAGAAUAUAUUUCAAGAAUGUAUCGAUUAUUCAGUAUUUUAAAAAAUUUAUUUUAAGAAAAUAAGUAGAAUUUAAGGUUCCUGUUUAUAUUUUGA